This is a messenger RNA of Laetiporus sulphureus 93-53, 10674 nucleotides long. RefSeq names its product atypical/PIKK/TRRAP protein kinase. The coding region runs from base 1 to 10674 and encodes 3557 amino acids. Gene Ontology annotation, cellular component: NuA4 histone acetyltransferase complex; SAGA complex; nucleus. The record is from RefSeq and is a predicted model, not a curated record. The transcript has 19 exons. Gene Ontology annotation, molecular function: transcription coregulator activity; protein binding. Gene Ontology annotation, biological process: DNA repair; regulation of DNA-templated transcription. NCBI's taxonomy places the organism in Eukaryota, Fungi, Basidiomycota, Agaricomycetes, Polyporales, Laetiporaceae.
AUGGAGGGCACACCUCAACUCAACACGGCCGCAGACCUCGAGAUGCGUGCCGCAAGGGUAGCAGAUCCCGGGAUCGACCUCAAAACGAAGCUCAAUGUAGCGUGCGAGCUCAGAGAGAUGCUCGACAUCAUCAGGGAAAGCGAGUCGGCUCGGGUCAUUCCCCACAUGGUCCCUGUCUUGCUUGAUAUUCUUCGGUCUGGAGAGCCGGCGUGGCACAAAGACAUGCCGGAAUUCCAAUUUCGCCGCUGCCUUCUCGACAUUCUUCAUCGGCUCCCCUCCAAUGACGCUCUCAAACCUCAGAUGGAUCCUAUUGUUCAGGGAAUGCUUCAUAUACUGCGCCACGAUAACGAAGAAAACGGAGGAAUCGCAUGCAAGAUAAUGGUGGAUAUCUUGCGCGCGUACAGAACCUACAACCAACGGCAUUUCUCAGAAUUCAUUGCCUUGGCACAAGAUGUCUAUCAGAAUGUGCCAGGGCUAGUCGAAGAGCACCUGUCGGAAGGCUCGGCUGUCAUGGACACCAAUACUGCCCUCCCUGCACGACGUAGUCUCAAGAUCAUAGCGGAAUUGGCAAUGGUCAUUGUUGCAUACACGCAAAGCUUUCCCAAUGAAGUACCACACGUCCUUCCUGAUCUUCAGGCGAUAUCAUUACAGCUUCUUGAAGUCGAAUCUCCAAUUCAAAAAAAGACUCGAGAAGACUACGAGGCUAUGGGAGGCAUAUGGGCUGGCAUGUCACCAGAAAUCAAGAAUACGUCAGCUUUCUCCGACUUGAUGGUCGCUCAAGUGAAGACUGCCUCGUAUCUAGCAUUCGUUCUCCGAGGACCAUCCCCAGACGAAGGAGGUGUGUCGGAGGAGGAACGUAUUGAACUCCGGAACAAGUUUGGUAUCUUAAUUGGAGCUUCUAUCCGUAUUCUGCAGGAUUGCCCAGCAACGGCAACAACUCCGCGUCGAGACUUACUCAUUGUAGUCAGACACCUUCUGACAACAAUAUUCAAGCGCGAUUUUGCCCCUUACAUCGACAAGAUUCUCUAUGAACCGGUGCUGUGGGGUACUGCUGUCGGAUGCAGAGAAACCGUCAAGCAGGUUGUCUUUGCAAUUUAUGGUGACUUUGUUACAUCUCUACGAAAUGACAUGAGCGCAGCGCAAUUGACGCGUCUCUGCCACAUCUUCAUACGACAUCUACAUGAUCCUCGUCUCGUUGUCCCGCUGCACGUGUUGUCAGCGAAGAUCAUUUUUAGCACGAUCGACAUCAUCCUCGUGAAGGAUACAAAGCAGGGUGCCGGACGUACAUUGACGUCGUUGCUGGAUGCAUGCGUGGACAAGUUGGAAUCAAUAGCUAAUGUCCAAGCCCAGCUUGUGAGCAAAGCGGAGAAUCCAAAGGGCGGGGAAGAGACUUCUGCAGAAUUCUCUAUUAUAGAGAAGGCAAGACCAAUUUCUGGAGCGAUGUAUGCUAUUGAAAAGCCGGAAGAAACUAUGCACGUUUAUCGACAACUUGUCAAACUGCUGAUGCAGGGUGUGCGCGCGGUUCUUCACGCCCUGAAGAAAUGUGAUGGGCUUGUUCCCGACGGCAUCGUAGUCUCCCGCCUCUUCGAGAACUCUGUCCGCUGCCUUGCUUUCUGGGACAACGAGCCGCGCGAAGCUAGCGAAUACAUGGAUUGGUUUGGACAGGUCCUUGGCGAAGUGAAUCUCCAUGUCUUCCAGGAGGUGUGGACGCAGAAGAUUGACUUUUUCUUCGACAAUGUCGAGAAGCGCCCGAUUUUGAUGCAUCUUGCUCAGGCGCUGUUCAGUCGUGAAUACAGCUCCCCGACAUUAGUUGCGAUCUUGCUUCGCUUUCUUGUAAACAGGUUGCCGGAAUUGGGCGAAUACGAAGAUCAGACGGCCGCAGUCUGCAUUCGGAUGUUCAAGAUGACAUUCGCCGCCGUAGCGCAGCAUCCACAGGCGAACGAGCCAAUCCUAGCAUCGCAUCUAGGAAAGCUCAUCAUGGAUUCCUUCCCUCUGGCCGCAAAAGCGACAAAACCGACGAAUUACCUCCAUCUCCUGCGACUGCUAUUCCGUGCUAUCGGCGGUGGAGGAGGAAAAUUUGAAUUACUGUACAAGGAGGUCCUUCCGCUACUCCCCGAGAUGCUGGAAUGUCUCAACCGACAGCUACUCGCUUCUGAGGGCCUGAUCCGAGACAUGAUUGUGGAGCUCUGCCUAACUGUGCCACUACGUCUGACACAUCUACUGCCCUAUCUCUCUUACCUGAUGAAACCGCUGGUGCUGGCAUUGCGUGGAAACGCUGAGCUAGUCUCUCAAGGCUUACGUACUCUGGAACUGUGCAUAGAUAACUUAACACCUGAUUUUCUUGAUCCAACUCUCAACACUGUCUUAAGGGACCUGAUGGAAGGACUACACAGCCAUUUGAAGCCGCUUCCCGCAAAUCAUCAUCUUGCGCAUACAACUAUUCGGGUGCUGGGCAAAUUGGGCGGCAGAAACCGUCGCCUCCUGGAUAAGGAUCCUUUGCUCAAUUACUCCCAUUACUCCGAGACGUCAAAGGCUCGGAUCUCUUUUGGAGGUGCAAUCCAAACAAUCGAGCUGGGUCCUACAUCCAGUCUAGCAGCGAGCGCUAUGAGUCCAAGCAAUAGCAAAAGUGGACCUUGGUAUCGUCAGCAUGCGUACGAUUAUUUGGAGGUCUGCCUGAGCCUCCUCCUACAUGAGGGCGUCAAAAGUCGUGACCAGCAAGAAGUGUUUGUACGCUGUCUUGAAGGGCUGUAUGAUGCUAUCCAUGUUCCGGAAGUCCAGGAACGAGCAGAGAAGACCUUUCUGGAGAUCUCACAACUAGUUCUAUCGUCUGAGGUUCGUCGAGCUGCCUCGAUACCGGCGUUCUCGCGGAAAUUCCCUAGUCAACUCCUCACUUGCUACUUGGACGCAUUGCCACAUGGUGUGGCUCGUGAGAACACGUCAGAAGCAAAGAAAAUACAAGGCAUCAUCUCCAAACUCAUUCGCGACCUCAUUGCAAUGACGGACGCUCCGAGCGUCAGCGCCCAGGAUGUGAUUGCUACAUUGAACCAGAUCGCUAAUAGAUUCACUGCACUGUGUCUCGAAGAUCCUUGGAAACGCAAGUGUGCUGGAUGCAGUGGCAUCGGCAUCAUGACGCAGAUGUCAGGCCUCGGAACCAAAUGGGUCGCUGAGCGGCAGAUUGAGCUCGUCAAGACGCUCCUCGUUGUUUUGAAGGACAUGCCGUAUGACCUUCCUCGGGACGUGGACGCAGUUCUCGAAGUGCUCGUGCGUAUCAUACGUGUUGGCGACGCUGAGUCUCGUGGCGAUGAAUCAGUAUCCGGGAGGAACAAGCAAGUCCAUCUAAUUGGGAUCCUCUUGGCUGAACUUGCAAGUUCAAGUGCGAUCGUGAGAAUGGCCUCACAGAAGUGCAUCGAAUUGCUUGCAGAACUCACAGGCAAGAGCGCAGUUGAGCUUCUGUCACCCCAUCGAGAUCGAAUGUUGACGGGGCUCUACACAAAACCGCUCCGAGCACUGCCUUUCUCCAUUCAGAUCGGUAUGAUCGAAGCAGUUCGCUACUGUAUCAGCCUGCAGCCUCCUCUUCCCGAGCUCAAUGAUGAAUUACUACGACUUCUUCACGAGACGCUUGCUCUUGCUGAUGCGGACGACGUCGCUCUCAUCGGGCGCAGCAAUCCACGCGGAUCGAGUCUCGAAAUAAUCAAGCUGAGAGUCGCAUGCAUCAGGUUGUUGACUGCGGCUAUGCCUCUCACCGAUUUCUUUUCAAAGCAACAUCAAACUCGUCAAAAAGUCACCGGCGUCUACUUCAAGUCCCUGUAUUCGCCGAUUCCAGAGGUCAAAGAAGUUGCUCAUGAAGGUCUUCGUACCGUGCUGGCGCAUCAGAGCAGAUUGCCGAGGGAGCUGCUGCAGACCGGAUUGCGACCUAUUCUCAUGAACUUGGCAGAUCCUAAGCGAUUAUCUAUUCCUGGUCUUGAGGGUCUGGCCAGAUUAUUGGAACUGCUCACCAACUACUUCAAAGUCGAGAUUGGCCACAAGUUACUUGAUCACUUCAGGGUUGUUGCGGACCCUCAGAUGCUACAGGCGUCAUCAAGGCUUCCGCUAUUGGAGAACGAGGGCAUCACGAAGCUGGUACGUUUGGCAAACAUCUUUCACCUGCUGCCGUCUACCGCCAACAUCUUCCUCGAGAACCUCGUCAACGCAAUUGUCCAGACGGAGGCGCAGAUGCAUUUCUCCGGUCAAAGCCCAUUCUCCGAACCGCUCGCGAAAUACCUAGACCGUUAUCCCAUCGAUGCUGUAGACUUCUUCAUGCGCCAUUUGCAUUUUCCGAGGCACAUCCGCACCCUUAGAAGCAUCUUGCAAGCCAAUCUUGCAUGCAACCUUCUUCGUGAAUUAGCUUCGCGUACUUCAACUAUCGUGGCGACGUGCUUCGAGGGUAGGGACCAGACCCUGAUCUUGCCGGGAUUGUUGUUAUGUUCUGACCUCGCAACUCUUGUACCGGGCUGGCUGAGAGAUAAUGACUACGUCGUCAACGCAAUCCUGAGCCUUUGGGAUAUCGAGCCAUCCACUCUUGACCAGUCGGGUCUUCCAGUCGGGGAUAUCACGCAGAGAUAUUCUUUCAUGGUCGAGAUAUUCAUCAAAGCCUUAGAACAGAGUCCGCGAAUCGAUUUACUGUUCAACGUCGUUUCCAUCUUUUCUCGAAAGUUGCCACUGGACCUGGUACACAUAUCACAGUUCCUCUAUCGCCAUGUUGCCUACAAUGAAGAUCUCAUAUAUCGGAGGAACGUCCUGACCAGGUUCAUGAUCUGGUUCCAGGACCGCACUGUACUAUGGUCACAUAAACGGCAUUUCAUGCAAUUUGUUUUCACUCCUACCCUUCUCGUUCAUGCUGUCAGGUCGCCCACGAAGCUGGGGCUCAUCGACGACUCCAUCGUCAAGAAGAUGCACACGCAUAUCUGGCAACCGAUGACCGAGGAUGGAACAUUUGCGCAGUCCGACGACCUCUUCAAAAUUGAGAUCCUUCACUUCACUACUGUCAUGGUGCACCGAUAUCCUGAGUUCCUUCAGGACGUGAAGAAAGACAUCAUCAGAUGUGCCUGGCAUUAUAUCACGAGUGAGGACACUGUUGUCAAACAGACAGCAUAUCUGCUGGCAGCACGCUUCUUUGAAGCCUUCGAGGGUCCUCAGAAGUUCCAUCUGCGCGUUUGGACGGGCUUGUUGAAGCCCCCUCAUGUAGAUGGAAAAGCGCUCAUCCGUCAAGCUCUUGAUAUCAUCUCGCCUGUCUUGCUUCGAUCACAGACCUCAGAUCCUGGUUACCCGCAGUGGGCGAAGACCACACGAAGGCUCUUGGCUGAGGAAGGUGCUGGAUGGCAGCAAGUCGGUCUGAUCUACCAUCUGAUUGUCCGUCAAGCAUCCUUGUUCUAUCCGGUCCGAGCCUUGUUCAUCCCGCAUGUCGUCAACAAUGUGCCGAAACUUGGGCUUGGGCCAACGGCCACCAGCGAUUCAAAGUCUUUAUCAGUGGAUAUAUUGCAAGUCAUAUUCGACUGGGAGCAACAGGCGGCCAGCGAACGAACUGAACGUUCAUCUCCUGUCAAUUCGUCGGCAUCAGAGGGCGAGAGUAUUGCGACUUCAUGGGUUACUCCCUUGCCGUUCCGUGAGAGUAUUGUGAGCUUCUUGGUAAGGCUUGCAACUGCACCGCAGGACCCACAUCCAAGGAAUUCGGUGGUUCCACGGGCACUAUCCCUCUUGAAACUCAUAGUAGGUCCUAGUGGUUGGAGCGAUGUCACGUUCAAAUUGCACUAUUUCUCUCGUGCGCUAGAACAGAGCGAAUUAAAGGGGGAUGCUGCUGUCCUAAGCCUAAGUCAGGCUCUGAGUGCUGCGAAAGUCUUACAGGUCAUCAGCGCCGAGAAGGAUGAGUCAUGGUUCCGAACCAACGCACCCAUUCUCACGAAACUCGUCAGAAAGGGUCUGGUCAGCGAAGACGGGCCAAUCCAGGACUGUCUUCACCCUGUUUUUGAUCGUCUGAUCCAUCUGUAUCCCCUUCCGAAGGAAGAUGAACUCCAGCAAACGGAUCUCGCAGACUUUCAUGCUUUCAUCUACUCUUCAAUUGCAGACAAUCUCAGGAAUGUGGGCGAAAACCUUAGAAAUGCUGAAGAGAUUCGUCCUGGUUCUGCAGUUGUGUUGAGAGGCGUUCUGCUCAUGCUGAAAUCUGUGGUACAACUCACCGCAGAACGCAUUGAGCCCUUCAGCUCCCCUCUCAUGAAGGUCUUGAGCAGGCUAGCAAGAGAUCAUAUUCAAACCUCUCCAUCAGCCUCGAAUUUUGAAGCGAUUGUGCGCAUGAUCAUGACGAUCCUGGAAAUAUCGCAGAUUGCAGUGGCAUAUCUUGGCGACCAGAGGAAGUGGCUGCUAAGCACUUUGGUUGCGUUGGUCGACAAAUCCAAGAGUGCCGUUCUUUGCCGAUAUAUGCUCGAUAUUGCUCGCGAGUGGGCGAUCAACAAACGUGAUCCCUAUCCCACCAUGAAGGAGAAGGCAACCUUGCUGCAAAAAAUGGUCACAUUCGAGAUGCGAGGGGAACGUGGAGAAGCUUUGUUCAACAAUUUCCUCGAGCUCAUUUACGACAUAUAUACGGAUCCUAGUUUACGCCGUACCGACCUCACGAGCAGACUCGAACAACCAUUCCUCCUUGGCUGUCGAGCAGCAGACCCUAGCAUUCGGGAGCGAUUCAUAGAUCUCAUGGACGUCAGCAUACCCCGAUCUCUUUUCGGUCGCCUGACUUAUAUCCUGGGCGUCCAGAGUUGGGAAGCACUCGCUGACCAUAAUUGGCUUUUCCUGGCGUUGCAUUUGCUUCUCGGCUCAAUCGAUGCAGACGCCUCAAUCGCACCCGAGCGCAAGGGGAGUAUGGAAGCCGCUCUCUUCAGCAUACCCUCAGCAAUGGAUCGAGCAUCGACGCUGGUCAGGCCGAUGCAGCGCCUUCUCUAUCUUGACUCACAAGCAGUCCACUCUACCUGGAUCUCCGUCUUUCCUGCUGUUUGGUCCUGUCUUUCUAGACGUGAACAAGUUGAAGUCACCCAGCACAUGAUCGUUCUCCUCAGCAAGGAUUACCACUUCAAGCAAGCAAACAUGCGGCCAAAUGUCAUACAGACCCUUCUGACUGGUAUCCACGCCUGUUCCCCGCCAAUAUCUCUUCCUCCUCAUCUCGUUAAGUAUCUUGCGAAAACGUUCGGUGCUUGGCACGUCGGUGCAGAAAUCCUGCAAUCGUCUCUUCUACAAGUCAGAGAUGAUGAAGCUGUCAUCCGUGAUACCGUCUACGAUUCACUUGCAGAUGUUUACGCGGAGCUAGCCGAGGACGAUAUGUUCUAUGGCCUAUGGCGCCGUCGAUCUAAAUAUCACGAAACCAACGUUGCGCUUGCUUUCGAGCAGUGCGGCAUGUGGGAACAGGCUUCCAGCAUGUACGAAUUGGCACAAAGCAAAACGCGAGCCGGUGCCCUGCCAUUCUCCGAGGCGGAGUUCUGUUUGUGGGAAGAUCACUGGAUUCUAGCAGCGCAGAAACUCCAGCAAUGGGAUGUUCUCUAUGACUUGGCUCGGGCUGAAGACAAUCAUGAGUUGAUAUUGGAGAGUGCUUGGCGAUACAAAGACUGGUCAGAGCAGCGCGAACUUAUCAACAUAGAGGAACAGAUCAGUAAAUUACCCCCAGAUGUGGCGACUCCCCGUAAACGAGUUUUCGAAUCUUUUGCCGCGCUGCUGAAGGGCUUAGCAAACGGCAUGGAGAAGAUUAGUGGCGACUUUACUCGGUAUCUCGAGGAUGGCAUGCAGAUAUCCCUCUCCAAAUGGGUUGCUCUACCAUCCUAUCUCUCUGCGGCACACAUUCCGUUAUUGCAGCACUUCCAGCAGUUUGUGGAACUACAGGAAGCUGUUCAAAUCUUUGGCUCGCUCGCCACGACAAACAUCGCCAAUUUGGAGAAAAAGUCAUCUGAUCUCAAGAUGGUGUUACAGGCUUGGAGAGAGCGGCUACCCAAUGUUUGCGACGACAUCAGCAUCUGGAGUGACCUGGUUGGAUGGCGGAAACAUGUCUUUAAUGCGAUCAACAAGGUGUACGUGCCCCUGAUUACUGGAGGCAAUCAAGCAGCUGCAGGUGCAGGCAGCAAUGCUCCUACUUAUGGGUAUCGCGGCUACCACGAGACAGCGUGGAUCAUCAACCGCUUCGCUCAUGUUGCUCGCAAACAUGACCUUCUGGACGUUUGUUUCAACCAACUCAAUCAAAUAUACACCCUUCCCAACAUCGAGAUUUCGGAAGCGUUCUUGAAAUUGAGAGAGCAAGCGCGUUGUCACUAUCAGAAACCUGGCGAUUUGCAGGCAGGUUUGGAGGUCAUCAACAACACGAACCUCAUAUACUUCCAGGCGCACCAGAAGGCGGAGUUUUACACUCUGAAGGGAAUGUUCCAUGCGAAGUUCGGUCGUAAUGAGGAGGCCAACCAUGCCUUCGGUCAAGCCGUACAACUUGAGAUGUCUCAGGCAAAGGCGUGGGCUGCUUGGGGCAAGUUCAACGACCAUAUGUUCAAAGACAUGCCGAACGAGAUGUCGCAUGCUGCCAAUGCUGUCAGCUGUUACUUGCAAGCUGCCGGACUUUAUAAGAACAGGAAAAGUCGUCCACUUCUUACACGCGUUCUCUGGUUGCUGAGUGUAGAUGACGGAUCGUUGACCAUAUCGCGUGCUUUCGACACAUACAAAGGGGACGCUGCAUUCUGGUACUGGAUAACCCUCAUUCCUCAGCUUUGCCUUUCCAUCAACCAGCGAGAAGUUAAGCAAGCUAGGUACAUCCUGCUUAAUCUGGCCAAAUUGUAUCCUCAGGCAUUAUUCUUCCACUUGCGCACUACCAAAGAAGAGAUGGCGUAUCUCAGACAUCAAAUGAACAAGGUAGCUAGUCGGCAGGCGCCGACUGCAAGCACUGACGAUUCGCCUUCUCAAGGGCAUCCGUCUCAAACGCUAAGGGGUGGUAUUGAUAGUGGCGUGAUUGCGCGGUCUCUAAGUUCUGCAAGUGAUCCUCGCACAUCUGAUGCAUCGUCGCAUGGGAGCCGCCAGCCAUGGGAAUAUGCUGACGAAGUAAUGCAAAUCCUGAAGACUGCGUUUCCCCUCCUCAUUGCUAGUAUGGAAAGUAUGGUCGAACAAAUCGGCGUCAGGUUUAGAGCGAUGCAUGAGGAGGAAAUUUACAGACUGGUCUGUAUGCUGCUACAGGAAGGCAUGCAGCAUUACGUGCUUCGGAUGGGCGCAGAUGAUGAAGGUCAGCUACCUGCGUCGACUGUCUCUACUUUGCACAGGCUGUUGCAGAACCUUUCGGGAUCGAUACGGAAGGAAUAUGAAGAUGAUUUCCUGAAGAGUAAGCCCUCCUUGUACGACUACAUUCAACGCCUCCAACGAUGGAGAGACAAGUACGAAGGGUUCCUCGACGCUCGGCCACGUAUUCAGUCUCUGGAUAUCCUCAGCCAUUAUCUGAUGGAGUUCCAAUACGGCAAGUUUGACGACAUCGAGGUUCCAGGGCAAUAUACCGAGGACAAAGAUAGCAAUCAGAGCUUUGUGAGGAUCCUGAAGUUUGGCUCGAAGUACGAGAACUGCCGCUCUCACGGGUACUGUUGGAAGCGGUUCGCAAUACACGGCCAUGAUCACUCCCAGACGUCAUUUGCUGUACAACUUCCUUCUGGAAAGCAUUGCCGCCGAGAAGAAAGGGUCAUGCAAUUAUUCCGCACAUUGAACGGCGUUCUCAUCCGGAAGAAGGAGAGUCGGAAGCGUAACCUGCAUUUCCAUCUGCCGGUAGCAGUGCCAUGUUCGACAAAUCUGCGUCUCCUACAGAAUGACUCAUCUUAUAUUACUCUCGGAGACAUAUACGACCAGCACUGCGACAACGUAGGCAUCACUCGAGAGGACCCCACUCUGGUUAUCGGAGAAAAGGUCAGAACGGCGCUGAAGGAAUUUAGGCAGACCAUGGGCAGGAAGGCGGAAAAGAACGAGUACCUUACAUUGAAGAAGGAUCUGCUGGACGAGGUGAUUCUGAAGAUUGUGCCUGAGGAUGUCCUCACUCGCUACAUGAUUCGCACAAUGGACGGGCCUAUGGAACUCUGGCGGAUGCGCAAGCAAUUCGCCCUGCAGCUUGCCGCAGCGAGCUUUAUGACAUACAUCGUAUGCCUGACGAGCCGAAAUCCAUCUCGCUUCCACCUUUCCCGUUCCACAGGACAAAUCGCCAUGAGUGAGCUCCUGCCAGCAGGAAUCAACUCUCAAGUACCUGUCUUUGCUUCCAACGAUGCCGUGCCCUUCAGGUUGACGCCCAACAUACAACACUUCCUUGGUCCAAUUGUCACGGAAGGCAUCCUCGCCGUUGGCAUCAUGGCAAUCGGUCGGUGCCUCACGGAGCCGGAUUAUGAUCUUGAGCAGCAGCUCUGUCUAUUCGCACGAGAUGAGAUGAUGAUGUGGUUGCAGACUCGCAAGGGUCAGAUGACAUACGAUGUCUCAUUCCGGUCGAACGUCGCAGCGGCCAUUGAUGGCAUCGUGAAGCGUGCAGAGGUUCUGGCGUGCAAGCUCGAGCGCGAACAGGCAUGGAACACUCCUGUGCUGCAAACCGUGAUCAACCUCAUCAGCUCAGCCACCAAUCCGCUGAACCUGCUAAAGAUGACAGAGACGUUCCUUCCUUGGUUCUAG